AUGACCACGGAGGGAAACCCCACAGCGGAAGGCUUCUCGCACUGUACCCUGUUGGCAAGCGUCGAUGCGUACAGGCCCGAUACGCUCGAUCUUUAUCAGGAUCCGGAGGCGAGCCAAUAUUGGUUCGCUUGCUUCAACGAUAUGUUGUCCAAAUUCGAGCGACAGGCGAUGGCAAGCCAAUCGAGCGAUCCCAGCGCGAAACCCCGUGCUCAAUAUUUCCGGGAACACUGCGUGGAAGUAUUCAACCAGCUGCAGAAGGAUAAACGUAACACGAAAUCAUUAGGCAUCAGAAAUCUGCUGGAGGUGAUUGAAAGCGGACUGCGAAAGUUUGGCUUCGAUGAUCCAUGGAAGGAACAGAAAACACUCGAAAAUAAAGCAUCCAUUGGCCUUCUAAAGAAUCGACUACAACAACUGGAUAGCAUAGCAAGCGAAAGGGAAAAGUGGACCGAAAUUGUCCGUGGUGUAUUAGCUGGUAAUAUGUUUGAUUGGGGCGCUAAGGCUGUGACAAAAAUCUUAGAAGCAAAUAAUGGUUUCGGCCUCCAACAGGCGCUGGAUCGGAUACAAAAAAGACCCUGGUUAAUAGACGAUUUGGACAGCUGGCUCAACAGGAUGGAGCAAGAGCCACCACACCGAUGUGCUACGAUUUUUACGGAUAAUGCUGGUAUAGAUUUUGUGUUGGGUAUUGUACCUUUAGUGCGCGAAUUGUUGAAACGCAACACGAAAGUAUUGCUGUGCGCCACAAUUAACCCAGCGAUCAAUGAUAUAACUUACUCAGAGCUAACCGGGACCAUUGCCGACUGCUGCAAGGAAUGUGAGAUCCUGCAGAACGCCUACAGCGUAGAACAUCGAUUGUUGCUGUACGGCAACGAUCAAAUUGGACCAUGUCUUGACUUUAGAAUGAUAUCAAAAGAUUUAUCGGUGGCCAUCGAACAAAAUAGCGUCGAUCUAUUAAUAAUUGUUGGAAUGGCACGUGCAUUACACACCAAUCUGUACGCGAAAUUCGUAUGCGAAACAUUUAAACUCGCCGUCGUAAAGAAUGAAUGGCUGGCAAACCGGUUAGGUGGAGAAACAUUUUCUGUGGUAUGUAAAUAUGAAAGGUAA
This is a messenger RNA of Anopheles marshallii, 1101 nucleotides long. RefSeq names its product 4'-phosphopantetheine phosphatase. Gene Ontology annotation, cellular component: cytosol; nucleus. The record is from RefSeq and is a predicted model, not a curated record. The coding region runs from base 1 to 1101 and encodes 366 amino acids. Gene Ontology annotation, biological process: coenzyme A biosynthetic process. NCBI's taxonomy places the organism in Eukaryota, Metazoa, Arthropoda, Insecta, Diptera, Culicidae. Gene Ontology annotation, molecular function: ATP binding; pantothenate kinase activity. The transcript has 5 exons.